Tympanuchus pallidicinctus (lesser prairie-chicken) is the source of this 5408-nucleotide messenger RNA. RefSeq names its product ELOVL fatty acid elongase 4 (gene ELOVL4). The record is from RefSeq and is a predicted model, not a curated record. Gene Ontology annotation, molecular function: fatty acid elongase activity. Gene Ontology annotation, biological process: fatty acid elongation, monounsaturated fatty acid; sphingolipid biosynthetic process; very long-chain fatty acid biosynthetic process. Bases 206 to 1150 code for a protein of 314 amino acids. Gene Ontology annotation, cellular component: endoplasmic reticulum membrane; endoplasmic reticulum. NCBI's taxonomy places the organism in Eukaryota, Metazoa, Chordata, Aves, Galliformes, Phasianidae. The transcript is spliced from 6 exons.
CUCCGCGCCCUCCUCCCUGCCCGCGGGGCACGGGAGCCGGUGACGGGAGCGAGGCGGAGUCUAGAGGGAAGAUACCGAGAGAUAGAGAUUUAAAUCACAUCCCCGGCUGUAGAAGGGCAGCAGCAGCAGCAGCCCCGGCGCAGAGGCACGGACGCAAGCACCGAGGACAGGUCUGCCGGCUCCGCCGCUGCUGCUGCUGCUCGCCAUGGGUGCCGCCGCCGCCGAGCCCCCCCGCGCCGCGGGCCUGGUGUCCAGCGUGCUGAACGACACGCUCGAGUUCUACCGCUGGACCUGGAGCAUCCGAGACAAACGUGUCGAUGAUUGGCCCUUGAUGCAGUCUCCAUUUCCAACACUGACUAUAAGCACUAUUUAUCUCCUCACUGUUUGGCUGGGCCCCAAAUGGAUGAAGACAAGAGAGCCCUUCCAGUUACGUUUCCUGUUGGUUGUUUACAACUUUGGAAUGGUUCUACUCAACUUCUUCAUUUUCAAAGAGCUGUUUUUAUCAUCAAGAGCUCGGGGGUACAGCUAUGUCUGCCAGACUGUGGAUUAUUCAGAUAAUGUUUACGAAGUUAGGAUAGCUGCUGCUUUAUGGUGGUAUUAUGUCUCGAAAGGAAUUGAAUACCUAGAUACAGUGUUCUUCAUCCUGAGGAAGAAAUUCAACCAAAUUAGUUUUCUUCAUGUCUAUCACCAUUUCACCAUGUUCACUUUGUGGUGGAUUGGUAUUAAGUGGGUUGCAGGUGGACAAGCUUUUUUUGGAGCUCAGAUGAAUUCAUUUAUUCAUGUUAUUAUGUACAUGUAUUACGGAUUAGCUGCCUGUGGCCCUAAAGUUCAGAAAUAUCUGUGGUGGAAACGGUACUUGACUAUAUUGCAGUUGGUGCAGUUCCAUGUGACUAUUGGCCACACAGCAUUGUCUAUUUAUAUUGAUUGUCCUUUUCCUAAAUGGAUGCACUGGGGUGUAAUUUUCUAUGCUAUCACCUUCAUUUUCUUGUUUGGUAACUUCUACUAUCGGACAUAUAAGCUGCCCAAGGAACCUGUAAAGAAUGGCAAAAUAGCAAAUGGUGCUGUUGCAAAUGGAGUAAGCAAACCAGAAAAUAAUCCAGUGGUGGAAAAUGGAAAAAAGCAGAAAAAGGGAAAAGCAAAAGGAGAGUAACUUGAUCCUGGCCUUAACCAUUGUUGGCUGUGAGGAACCUACAGUUUGGUUUAUAAAAGGAAGAAAAAAACACUAUCUGUACCAAUUAACCUUAGGUUAUUGAAGAGCUAGAACACAGAUAUUUUCAUUAUUUAUGAAGAUUGUUUUAAGAACAAAACUUAAAGUUGAAUUUCUAUUGUAAUUAUGUAAUUAUCAUGCAUAUGAUCUCUGUGUAAACUUGUAGACUGCUGGUGUUGGUGAAUGUAAGGAAGAAUUGCAGUUAAUUCUAUGUUUAGCAGUCCAAAAGUUAAAACUACCAUUGAUGCAACCAGCUUUGUUGGCACCCACAUUUCUCUGGGGAAGGGAGGGGGGAAGGAAGUAGCGUUUGAAUACUUGUGUUUUCUUUCCAGAAAUUUAUUAAAUUUCAAUUUACAAUGUAUUAUCUAACCAGAACGCGCAACUUUUCUUGUCCUCCUUGAAGAGUAUCUUCAGAAACAUCAUGUUUAUGUAUUGUCAGAACAGUGUUUGACUUUUCAGAAAUUACUUGAUUUAAUUUAGUGUCUGUUACAGGUUUAUUUUGGUUGUUUUUUUUGGUUUUUUUUUUAAUUUGAUUUUUUUUUUUUAUUUUGUUUUUGUUUUUUCCUUGUGUGGAAAUAUACCUACCUCUUCAUCUGCUGAAAAGAAUAUUGAGCAUUAAAUAACUGAUUUCUGAAAUACAGAGUCUUCUAAUAUAAAUAUCCAUUAACAUAAUUGAGGAGGAAGUUUUUCCUUCGGAGUAAAAGAGAUUUUAUUUCCAGGUAUUUUGGGUCAAAUCAUCAAUAUUUUCAUUUAAUGUGAACUCAAGUUUUGGAGUGGUGUGCUUGGCAUGGCUAAGUGAAGAAAACAUUUUAAGAAUUUAUAAAUAUGAGACGGUCAUUGUGUGAAGCAAGCAAUUUAAACAGGCCUGUGGCUUUGUUAUCUGUGACCUACAUUAACCCUGUGGUGCUGACUGACAUUGAAACUUGUAAGAUAACAUUAUGAUGGAGAGAAAACAACAUUGACGUCUGUUCAAAAGUACAGUGUGUAGUGUCAUGCUAACAACAGGACAGGUACUUUACUGGGGGAAAGAGAAUUUAAUUAUAAAGUUCCAAAUACAGCAAACACAAUGCUGAAAAUGCUGCUACUGUUGGAUGCCCAUCGAUACUCAAUUGAUGAUUUGCCUGCUAGACACUUGCAGGCAAAAUAUUGCUGGCAGUCAGGCCACCAUUUUAAUGUGAAUAUCAGAGUUGGGCUUCUGAAAAUCUGGUCCCUAAAUAUUCUUGGUUCUUCUCAACCUGAUUGACAAAGUGAUUCUGCUAAUCAGAUUUUAGUCAUAACUGCUACUACAAGCCUCUUUUAGUAGCUUUUCUUCUUACUUGAUGCAUUAAUGGACUUCUUCCUACUCCUUUUGUGAAGUAAACAUGGAUACGAGUUAAUUCCCUUCCACACAAAAUGAAAAUUUUGACAGAGUUUUUGUGUUGCUGCAGAUGUGGUGAGUAUAAUGCAAGUGGAGUUAGAAACCACAUGCUGAACUCUCAGGGUCCUUAUUCAUCACUGCAGGAGCUGCACUGUUGCUGUUGAAAUGCGCUUUGCCCAGCUCUGUCCAGAAACACUCAUUGUCAGUGAUGAACUUACAUGGAGGAAGUGGUGACGUUAUUGAGGGACAGAAGAACACACAGCUCUAGGUAUAGAGAGUUACACAUGUGGCACACAUUUAUGCAUCUCGAAUACCCAUUUUGUCUGUUGUGACCUAUUUUGCACAAUAUGGACGUUUUUUCUGUCCUGGGUUUGUAGCUUGUCACUUUGAUGAAAACUAUCUAAGCCUAAAAAAUGGGUUGUAGGAAAAAAAGGGCUGGUUAUGAUCUGUUCUACUGGGAAAUAAUUCCUGGUGCUGGAGUUCAUUCGACUGCCAGAGUGGUUCGUCAGUAAUAUCCACUGCUGUGGACUUUAUGGCAGAAUAUAGGAUUCGGAGAGAAUGCUCUGCUGAGCUGUAACGUGACCAUUUGUUUUCCUACGUGUUAUGUCUCAUGAUUUUUCUUCCAGCCUUUGUAAUGAUGCUUUUAUUUUAUAUAUUUUUUUUUCAUUUCUAUGAUUCUUAUGCAUUUAUGCAAUAUGGCAUGAGGAAGAGGGAACAUGCUCUAUUCUUCUUUCUUGCACAGAUGCCACUACAAGCCAAAAAGCUGGCUGGCUCUGGAAUGGCUAACGGAGCAAAUAACUACAAAGCAAGUUGGACAGCAGAUUUACAGCACACCUGCCAUUCCAGGUUAAUGGCUGGUGUGGGUACUCUCACCCUAGUGUUAAUUCCAGGUAGCUUACUCCACUUUGAUAAAGAGUAGCUUCUUUCUGUUUGAUAUGGGAUGUGGGCAGCUAACCAUUAAGUUUGUAUCAUUCCUUGUCUUGUAUUAAAUUGGUUGUUUACUUUGUCUUUCUUUCUGUAAGCCAGAUUGGAUAACCUGAUAGGUUUAAUGUGAUCUGGCUCCAAAAAGAGCAUACCGAGAAAUAUUGUAGUACAAGUUUGACUACAUUUGCUACACUUCAUAAAGUAAGAAUUGUGUCUUGCAUGUUGGCAAAUACUUAAAAGAGUUGAAAGUCGAAUCCUCUCUUCCCCUCAGCGCACAUGGAAUCCUGCCCUCAAAUUCUGGGUUGUUUGAUACAAAAAAAAAAAAAAAGAGAGAGACAGACAAUGCUUUGGGAGAAUGCAUGCAUAGAUGCACAUCAUGUCUGGACACGUGAAUAAAACCAGCUUGAGAGAUUGGCAGUUCUAUGAGGAAAAAAAAUCACACUGAGUUUCUGCAAUGCUGCUGUUUUGAGUCCUUCUCCUGCUACACUGUUUCUGACUAUGCAGAUUUCUCUUUCUCAAGAUUUGUAUAUGUGAGAUACUGCCAGUUCUGCUGAAGUCAUCACUUAGUCCAAGGCUCCACAGAAUUUUGCCACAAAAGUAUGUGUAUGUGUAAAAAUGUUUCUGCUGUACACAGAAUUAAAAUUGAAAUUAUAAUUAUUUGCUAACAGUUUCAAAACUCUUGGACCAACCAUACAAUUAUUUGAUGCCAUAUAAGUGAUACCAAUUGACUUAUCCUCAUCUCUAGUGGUGACAGUUGUUGGAUUCUUUUAGCACUUUGCACAGUGUACAAAAAUAAAACAAAUUCUGCGUGUAUACACAUACACACACAUAUAGUAUGUGUGCAUACAUGUGUGUAUCUAUGUAUGUAUACAUGAGUUCUUAGCAGGUUCUUUCAGAGUGUGAAGUAAAUUAUAUUUCUUUGGCGUGAGGUUGGCAGGAACUAAUAGCAUAGUUCCUACAACUCAAGCACUUAAAUGAAGCAAUUUUCAUUGAUCUAUAGAUCCAAUAUCAGUCUUAUAUACAUGGAUAGUAUUUGUCAGUCAUUUUAGAUGUAGAGUGGUGGACAAGCCAGAGCUGUUUCUCCCAGCGUAAUAAAUUGAGGUAGCAAUUCCUCAGAGGAGCUGAGGAAUGAUGCUGUCUUCUAGUGGGAAGCAGUGUGAGUAAUCUGCUCCAGGUAAGUCUCUGAAGUCAUUGCAAUCACAUACUUUAAGAGAACCCUUAAUAAAUAAAUAAAAGUUUAUCUACAGAUUCAAAAGCAUGGGCUAUUUGAGUAUAUGACCAUUACCAGAUCAAGAGGAAAAGAUGAAGGCAAAAUAAAAAUACUGCACAUUUUUGGGGGGUUAAUCUUGUUUCUCUAGAGUAAGCAUUUGACAUCCAGAUGUGGGGGAGACAGGUAAGAAAAGAGUAAAAAACUGCUGUGCUCAAAGAACUCCCUCUUAAAAAUGUUUUUGAGCACACUUGCUGUCCUUUAAAAACUUGAGAAAAAUUGUUCAUGGUACAUAAAAUUAAGCCUCACAUCACGUUAGCAUGGUAUCAGUCAUCAUGUGUAAGCAGUACUUGGAUCAGUUUCACUUGAAAUUGAAGAGAAUGGGGAGGUCAUGAAGAAUCUGGAUAGUUCACUCUGCUUGAAGCACGGGUUAUGAUAUUUUGGCACUUGGAGCAAGUCACCACCAUGACAUUCAGUGUGUUGUGCUCUGACAGGUCUCCCUUUUGCUAGUGUAAGCAGUCGGAGCUCUGGAAAUCAGGGUGGCUCCUGUUUACAUCACCAGAGUGUGUUUAACCCUAAAGAACAGAAAAAAAAAAUACUUGCUUUCUGCCAAUAUCCCAUGAGGAUGAGGGAAAUAUAUGGGUCAGAAUGCUGCUUUUGCAUAAGGUGUUAAUGCUUUUGUAAACAAGAAAAAUAAACAUUACUUUUUUUUU